Molecule: messenger RNA, 183 nt
Organism: Psilocybe cubensis
Lineage: Eukaryota; Fungi; Basidiomycota; Agaricomycetes; Agaricales; Agrocybaceae
Exons: 2
Coding region: 1-183 (60 amino acids)
Source: RefSeq, a predicted model, not a curated record
AUGUCUGUUGGCAGCUCUAACAGUAGUUCAGAAAACAAUAACAAUGUUGGAUCUGAUCAAUCUGCCAAUGAUACUAAACUCUCAAAAUGUAAAUGCUUCAAGGAGUCAAUGGCCUCAAUGAUAAGAAGAAUUAGUGAAUUUAUUGAGGCCUUGCUGCAAACAGAAAACCCUAAAAAUCCUUGA